Messenger RNA from Drosophila miranda, 1981 nucleotides. RefSeq lists its product as uncharacterized. The transcript has 2 exons. The record is from RefSeq and is a predicted model, not a curated record. The coding region runs from base 700 to 1680 and encodes 326 amino acids. NCBI's taxonomy places the organism in Eukaryota, Metazoa, Arthropoda, Insecta, Diptera, Drosophilidae.
CCUCUGGAGCCGUCCGGGUCAACCUAACCUAACCUAUAGCGAAGGCUAUGCAAUACCAGAACUAUACCAUAACUCUCCGUAACUGUCCGUAACUGUCCGUAACUCUCUCACUUCCAACAACUGUUGGAACAGUGAAAACAGAUUUGAGUUCUUAUCCCCUCGAAAGUUAUAGCCGUGGAAAGGGAAAUGGCGAAGCACUUGGGUUAUUCUGCGCGUAGAUAGAUUUACAGCUCUUGCAGACCCUCUGGGGUGGCUUUAUAGCUGCCUCCCGGCACUCCUGGUUGUUGUAAACCUGUAGGCACGAAGGAUGUGUCGGGGCCCACUCUGAACCUGUUCCAGUCUCGGGCUGUCUCUCUCUCUGUCUCUGUUUUCUCAGUCGGGGAUCAUACCUGCCUGGCCCCAUGCCGAUUGGGUUGUCCAUUUGGAGCUGGCAGGUGGCAGAUGGCAGGUUAUCCUCUUCUCGGCCCGUGAUCUAUGGGGGGCCAUCUUUGGGUGCCAGCCAGUCGGGUGCCGGCAUGACAACCCCAAAGUCGACAGGCAAAAGCCCAUAGACGAUCGAUCGUCUUCAGAGAUUGCACAUGCAAAAGAUACACAGGUAUUCCGCAAGGGAUUCAUUCCUUAUCUGGAACGUGGAGCGAAGGAUCUUCUACGCGCAUGUUUCCUUGAUAGACUACAGAGUACCAGGUACCAGGUACCAGGAUGUUCCAUAAAGCGUGGUCAGCCCCGCCCAGGACUGGGUCCCAGAAUCCUGCGAGGCAGAGUCCUACGCCUGCGAGGCAUAUACACUUGGUUUUAGUGCCGGUCUCUGAUUAUAGUAAAGCCCACUCUGAACCUGUUCCAGUCUCGGGCUGUCUCUGUCUCUGUUUUCUCAGUCAGUCUCCAAAUCAGGCGCUGAAACUAUUGCCACAAGCAAGUGCAAGUGUGUUGCUUACAGUUUUCACCGACUCGUUUGCCCGUUGCUCGCUUGAGAAGUCGAAAGGUUUACCCAGGAGACGGAAAAUCCGGAAAAAGAGACGAGAGAUGCCUGCAAAGAAAAAAGUUGAAGGCAAAGCUAAAGCCGCGAGUGGGGAGUCGCUGCGUGGGGAUACAGGAUCUGCGGCAACCGCGACUGUGGUUCGGCGCCAAAUGCCGCCGCGCGCCUGCAAGAGCAAGAGCCAGAGCGCCGCCAGUCCCAGUCUUAGUCCCAGCCACCAGCAGCCCAGCCGCCAGCCAGACGCCGACCACCGGUUCCCAGGCGCCAUCGCAGACCAUCGCAAAGUCGAGGCCCACCGGUCUCGAGACGAUUUUGAGCGGCCCGGCGAUGAGGACGCCGCCCAGGUGGAGGACGAUGACCCGACUAGCAGCCAUGCCGUGGCAUUCGGCGAGUGCCAGCGCCGCGGCCUCGCCCUGGGUACGGGCGAAAAAAAAACGAACCCUGUCGCAGAAGCGCUGCCUGAAGGUACGCAACACCUUGGGCGAACGCAGCACCCGGCACAUGAUGACAAUGCGGGCGUUCCAAAGCGAGCGAUUGAUACGAUACAUUCACGAGUACUCAUGCCCAAGCCCGAGCCCGAGUACUCUGUGCAGCAUCCACAUCGGGGAAUCAACAUAAAUGGGUGGCUCCGCGGACGGUGUUCCAGCAGUCGCGCUUGGGCGGUCCGAGUGAGCAGUAACGGAUCUUCUGCAGAAAUCACUGCAUAGAUACUGUUGUGAAAUCAUCAUCGUUCCUUCUGUUUCGUAGAUCAGACGCGUUUUUGUUUGGCGCUCCGCAUAUUUUCCCUUUGUUUUACAUAAACAACCGGUGUUUUCUUAAAUAAACAUUAAAUACCUUUCUAAUCCACCUACUAUCUGUAAACCUAUUCUAUUCCGCGAGUGCAUGCCUUUUGAUUUGUGUUUAAUCAUUAUUUAUUGAACUUAAAAUUGUUCGGCGUCGGGUUGUUGUGUUUGUGUUGUUGCCGUGAGUACAUUACAUUGCAUUACAGCUCUCGUCUCUCGUCUCGUG